Messenger RNA from Camellia sinensis, 1947 nucleotides. Its product is annotated as BTB/POZ domain and ankyrin repeat-containing protein NBCL. Gene Ontology annotation, molecular function: transcription cis-regulatory region binding; protein binding. NCBI's taxonomy places the organism in Eukaryota, Viridiplantae, Streptophyta, Magnoliopsida, Ericales, Theaceae. The record is from RefSeq and is a predicted model, not a curated record. Gene Ontology annotation, biological process: induced systemic resistance, jasmonic acid mediated signaling pathway; regulation of DNA-templated transcription; plant organ development. Gene Ontology annotation, cellular component: nucleus.
UGCUCUCCCCUUCCUCAUUCACAUUCUCAUUCUCUCUCUCUCUCUCUCUCAAAAAAAAAUAUCUAACUACACAACACCAUUGAAAGAGAAUCUCACAAGAAAUCAACGGUACAUCAUCAGAUGGUGUGUGGAAGAACAACAAACACAAUUCAAUUCAAGGCACCGCCAAGCUUUUCUUCCUCCUCUUAACCCCCACUUCCUCAUCCUUCAUCCAUAUAUUUUCUCAUAAACACAACUCCCCUUCUCUCUCUCUCUCUCUCCCCAGAUCAUAUAACCAUGACCCUUGAUGAUUCCUUAAGAUCUCUCUCUUUAGACUAUCUACACCUUCUCAUCAACGGCCAAGGCUUCAGUGAUGUAACCUUCAGUGUUGAGGGUCGCUUAGUCCAUGCCCACAGGUGCAUCCUAGCAGCUAGAAGCCUCUUUUUUAGAAAAUUCUUUUGUGGGCCCGACCCAUCGGUCGAUCUUGCCGGUGGAUCAGGUUUGUCCCCAAGGGGAUUGAAUCCCCAACAAGUGAUACCUGUGAAUUCAGUGGGAUAUGAAGUGUUCUUGUUGAUGCUACAGUUUUUGUAUAGUGGACAAGUCUCAAUUGUGCCUCAGAAGCAUGAACCAAGGCCUAAUUGUGGUGAGAGAGGCUGUUGGCACACACAUUGCACCUCAGCCGUUGAUCUUGCUCUUGACAUUCUCUCUGCCGCUAGAUCUUUUGGUGUUGAACAGCUUGCAUUGCUCACUCAGAAGCAAUUGGCAAGCAUAGUAGAGAAGGCAUCAAUUGAGGAUGUAAUGAAGGUCUUGAUAGCUUCAAGAAGGCAAGAAAUGCUCCAACUUUGGACUACUUGUUCCCAUUUAGUAGCAAAGUCUGGCCUCCCACCAGAAGUCCUAGCCAGGCACCUCCCCAUCGAUGUCGUUGCCAAAAUUGAUGAGCUCCGCCUCAAAUCAUCGCUUUCCCGCCGAUCCCUCCUCCCCCACCACCAACACCACCACCACCACGAUCUUAGCGCCGUAUCUGAGUUUGAAGACCAGAAAAUUCAUCGAAUGAGACGAGCCCUAGACUCGUCUGAUGUCGAGCUUGUCAAGCUCAUGGUAAUGGGUGAAGGGCUAAAUCUCGACGAAGCACUAGCCCUACAUUAUGCAGUUGAGAAUUGCAGCCGAGAAGUAGUGAAAGCCUUGUUGGAGCUCGGUGCAGCCGAUGUUAACUACCCCGCUGGGCCUGCAGGGAAAAGCCCGCUUCACGUGGCGUCAGAAAUGGUGUCGCCGGACCUGGUGGCGGUCCUUUUGGACCACCACGCUGAUCCAAAUGUUAGGACGGUCGAUGGGAUCACCCCACUCGAUAUGCUUCGAACCCUAACUUCUGAUUUUCUAUUGAAAGGGGCUAUACCAGGGCUAACCCAUAUCGAACCCAAUAAGCUUAGGCUAUGUUUGGAGCUGGUUCAAUCGGCAGCAUUGGUGAUUUCAAGGGAGGAAGGUAGUGGUGGGAGUGGUGGUGCUUCUUCAACACCCAUUUAUGCAAUGGCGAUGAGCGAAGAUCAUAAUAAUAGUGGGAAUAGCGGUGGCAACAACAUGAAUAACCUAAACCUAGAUUCAAGGUUGGUUUAUUUGAAUUCGGGUGCAGCUCAAAUGGGGUGUAAGACGGAUGAAAGAGAUGAUACCAGUCCAAAUACACAGAGGGAAGCCACGGAUCGACAUGAUCGCUCAAUGUACCACCACCACCCUCAUCAAUAUUAAUCAUGAUUUUAAAUAACAGGAUUGAAAUAUAUAUCAGUAUCUGUGAUAAAGCCAUAUGCCGACAAAUAUUAGUAUCGAAAAUUCAAAAUACUGAUACAUAUCAACUGAUAUUUAAAUCUUGGUAUUAACCUCACUGAUCCCUAUCUCUCUCUCCCUUUGAUGUGAUAUAUCCAUGUGAAACCAGAUUGAAAUUAAUGGAGAUUACUAAUUUACUAUUGGAUUAUAUUA